Molecule: messenger RNA, 2443 nt
Organism: Xiphophorus couchianus (Monterrey platyfish)
Lineage: Eukaryota; Metazoa; Chordata; Actinopteri; Cyprinodontiformes; Poeciliidae
Gene: wnt11
Product: wingless-type MMTV integration site family, member 11
Exons: 6
Coding region: 346-1419 (357 amino acids)
Biological process (GO): cell fate commitment; canonical Wnt signaling pathway; neuron differentiation
Cellular component (GO): extracellular region
Molecular function (GO): frizzled binding; cytokine activity
Source: RefSeq, a predicted model, not a curated record
GCUCAGUCUGCCCCCACUCAGCUCACUUCCACUCCAGCCUCUCUGUCUGUCCCACACACACACAGGCUGCUGACCGGACACCGCUCACACGCACCAUGCGUACCUGUCCGGAGCCGAUCCACCGCCCCGUCUUGGAUUUUACUAAAGCUUCCGGCUGAUAGGAACCAGGACAGCUGACCUGAAGGAUAACCGACCCGCUGAGAUUUAACUUUUUUCCUCCUGGCUGCUUGUGCGGACUUGUGGAGCGGCGCGGUAAAGGACUUUGUGACUGGGGGUCGGGCCAUGUGCGUUGACCUCUGAGUGUGAGCUCUUUGUGUUUGCGUCCCGUGUGAACUGGAAGCCAUCAUGAGGAGCGGCUCUCACAUCCUGCCUCUCGGUGUGCUCACUGCUCUGCUGCUGUCUCAGGUCUGCUCGGGCAUCAAAUGGCUAGCGCUGUCACACACACCCGCCUCUAGACCCGUCAACCAGACGCAGCACUGCAAGCUGCUCCCCGGCAUGGUGUCCUCCCAGGCGCAGCUGUGCCGCAGCAACCUGGAGCUCAUGCAGACCAUCAUCCAAGCCGCCCGCGAAGUCAAGAAAACGUGUCAGAAGACGUUCGGCGACAUGCGCUGGAACUGCUCCUCCAUCGAAAUCCCCGUCAACGCCACCAAGUAUCGGCCGGACCUGGAGAGAGGAACGAGGGAGGCCGCUUUUGUGUACGCGUUGUCGGCGGCGACCAUCAGCCACGCCAUCGCCCAAGCCUGCACCUCCGGGGACCUACGGACGUGUUCAUGUGGCCCCAUCCCCGCAGAAAUCCCGGAGCCCGGCUACCGCUGGGGCGGCUGUGCCGACAACCUCAACUACGGCAUCUUCAUGGGCUCCAAGUUUUCAGACGCCCCCAUGAAGAUGAAGCGCUCCAGUUCCAGUGCCAACAAACUGAUGCAGCUUCACAACAGUGAAGUCGGGAGACAGGCACUGAAAGAGGCGCUGGUGAUGAAGUGUAAAUGCCAUGGUGUUUCUGGGUCCUGCUCCAUAAGGACCUGCUGGAAAGGCCUCCAGGACCUCAGGGACAUCGCCAUGGACCUGAAGUCCAAGUACCUGUCUGCUACCAAGGUGGUUUACCGGACCAUGGGCACGCGCAAGCAUCUUGUCCCCAAAGAUAUUGAUGUCAGGCCACUGCGGGAGAAUGAAAUGAUCUAUUUGCACAGCUCCCCGGACUUCUGCACCAAGAACGAAAAACUGGGUUCUGUUGGGACGCAGGACAGGCAGUGCAACAAAACAUCUGUCGGCAGCGACAGCUGUGACCUGAUGUGCUGCGGCCGCGGCUACAACCCCUACACAGAGUUGCUGGUCGAACGCUGCCACUGCAAGUACCACUGGUGUUGCUACGUAACCUGCAAAAAAUGUGAGCGCAACGUGGAGAGAUACGUCUGCAAGUGAUCCACCGGCGGAUCACUCCUCGGCUUCGUAUCGAGCCCCCUCCCCAGGCUACAGAUUAACCAAAGCACUACAAUACCCAGAAGGCUUACUUCAGUCUUCAGCUUUAGCAUGCGUAUCUCGACAAGAGUUGGUAUAUUCUUGUGCAGUAUCCAUAAUGCGUUUCAUCUCCAAAACGUCCAACUGGGCUUCGAGGUUUCUUGAUGGGAAAAGUGUGGAAAGAGGACCGUCCUAACGGGUGUUAUCUGCUAUCAUGUUAAUAAUCAUAACCCCUCACCCUGUGACAGAGAUACGGGAAGCCAGUUUAAACAUAUCUCUAGUAAAAAGAAAUAAUAUUGGAUUUUAUGCUGGAGGAUAUGUUUGGCCUCCUUCCCUGGAUAUCAAAGGGCUCUCAUGGAUUCAUAUUUUUUUAGGUACUAUCAAAACUUUUUUUUUCCUCUGGAGCAAUACACCACAGAGGAACACAAAGGGAAAACCUCACGUACUUUUCAAUCACGGAACAUUUUUGUGGUUGAUGCCUGGGACUCGUCACGUGCCCCGCCUGGACCCUGACGUGCCUGAUUCCCUGCAGAACGAGAGAAGAAAUCAAAGAACUUUGUGAAACGGUGCAUUAUCUCAAUUUCGUCUGACAUGCAGGCAGAUCAAAAUAUAUUCUAUUUUUCAGAGCAUAUGAGCGUAACUCAUGGAUUUUGUAAACCACUUUUGUGUGGGUGUAUAUACUGUUAUUUUGUAUACUGAAAUAAAGAAAUAAGUAUUUAUAAAAUAUCCCAUAACCUCACAGACUUUAUGCAUUUUAAAUUAAACACCAUUUAGAGCCAUGUUGUUUCAUAUAAUUUACAGCAACUGCAGCAUAUUUUGUAUUAAAACAGAUCAUCUCAGCAUUCCUCGAAGACAUAUUCAUACCACUUGAGCUUCAAUAUUAUUUACUGGACUUUAAUGUGAUAGACCAACACAAGGCAGUGCAUAAUUGUGAAGUGGAUGGAAAAUGAUAAAUGGGUUCAAAUAAAAAUCUGAAAAAUAUGGUUUG